Gallus gallus (chicken) is the source of this 15920-nucleotide messenger RNA. It is a transcript of the gene LYRM9, whose product is annotated as LYR motif containing 9. The record is from RefSeq and is a predicted model, not a curated record. NCBI's taxonomy places the organism in Eukaryota, Metazoa, Chordata, Aves, Galliformes, Phasianidae. The coding region runs from base 7079 to 7315 and encodes 78 amino acids. The transcript is spliced from 7 exons.
ACUCCUAGACUUGAAUGUUCUGUAAUACUACUGCUUAUAAACAUUUCUCCCAUCAGCAGGCAUGUAUUUUGCUCAUGAUGCAGUGGGCCUAGAAUUGUAGCCAGAAAGUUAUUGUACUACCUGUCAUACAGUAAUAGGGAGAACCACUAUUGCUAAUCUGGAGCACUUCAAAAUGCAAUAUUUACAAGAAAGGGAGGAAUGAACAGGCAGCUUUGUUUUAAUGCUAAUGGCAAUGAGAUAGAAUUCACUUCAUAUUGGGCACGAUCUCAAAUAUAAAUAGUUACCAACUUGAUCAGUAAGAACUGAAUUCAUGUUGACUGAACUUGUACUGAGUGGUUUAAAGCUGGGAAGAUAAAGUUCUUAUAAGAUUGUGGCUUUCAGAUUUUUUUUUUUGUGAGCUGGAAGUAGUCACCAGGGAAAAAAGAACAGAUUGAGUUGCACCUAAACCAGGGAGAUUUUUGUCUGUGCCUCUCUUGCUGCCUGAAUUUGGCAUUUGCUGAGCAUGCUGCAAAGCGUAUUUGUUCAAUUAGUCUAAGCAUGCUCAUUAAUUAUCCAAAAUUGGAUAAUCUGGCCUAAGUGUAGGAAGCGUGUUGUCUCACUGGUGUUAGAUGGUAAGCCUCCAUGUUUCAUUUGCUGUGUUUGAUGUAUUGCAUGUCUCUACUUUGUGAUACCAAAUGACACUGUAAGGUAAGACUCUUGUCCUGCGGCUUUGUUUGCUUGAUUCAGGUAAACAGUCUUCUGACCUGCACUCUGAAUUGUUUGUGUAAUAUUUAGGUGCGUCAAAGCGCAACUUUUGAGCGGAACCAGUUUAUCCAGCAAUUUACCUUUUUCUCUACCCUGUCAUCAUUGUAUACAACUCCGAUGAUGCAAAGAUUGUUUGCACAUUUAAAUUUUUGCUGGAAGGCGAUAGUGUUCGAUAGCAUUAGGCCUAAUACUGAGGCUGACAAACUGCCUGAAGCCUGUCUAACUGACAGCAAUUCCUUGUCUACAAGCAGGUCUUUGGAUUUUGUUGUUUGGCCAGUUUGUGAUCUUCUGUACGCUGAUACUCUAUAAUGCUACCUUUACAGCACAGGCCUGUGUUGUCGUUUAACUGUCAUUUGACAUUGCUUGGUGCAUGCAGCAGAGAAGCAAAGCACAGAGCAGAGGAGAACAGAAAUAGAACUGAACGGAACAAGAAUGUCUGGAUAUCAUCAUUCAUGCAAUAAGACAUUAGAGAUUGUAUUCAGAAUGGACAGAAUCCGCAAUAAUGACAGGCCACAGCUCGUCAGAAAUCAUCAUGUCAAACCAGCAGAUCUUAAUAAAAGCUCAGCAUGCUGGAGAGAUGUGUUUAUUACAAUGUGAUUUCAGCAUUGUACAUGCUCACCCGUACACGAGAAAGGGUGUAUCUACAGGGCAGGCCAUUGCCCAGGGCUGCAAAGCGUUCGGUAGCUGUGAGUGAAUGUGACUUGUAGGGACAGACAUUGGCUGGUUUGCCUAAGGCAGCAGAACCCAUAGAGCUGGCCUUGAACACAGUGCACUGUUCAUUCUUCUGUGACCUUCUAGGAAAUAAAGAAAACCUAUUACAGUGCAGUAACCAGAGGAGAAGGCAUUUACUUCACUGAAACAGGACAAGUCUGCUACUCUGCUGCAGGAAGCUGUAAAUAUAUUUAACAACUUUGUUCAAAAUCUGAGGCCAUUCCCACAUUCCAUGCGGGAAGCUGUGAAAUGUGAAAGGGAGGACUAGUGUAACCAUAUACAAAGACAAAAGAGUAGGGAUUCUACUGAGAAGCAGCAGUUAACUCGGGUGUCAUCCUGGACUGAUAUCAGAUCUUGAGCCAAGAUGUUUUGUGGUUAAAGAGGUUUCAAGAGGCCUCCAAUUUCAUUCUUAUUUUGGCAGCUAGAUUAUUACUUCUCUGCACAGAAAAUGUUACCAUCUCAUUUUGCAGAAAUGCCACUUCUGGAAUUUAUAUUCACACUAGUACAAGCAGGCCCAGGGCAGGCAUGGCAGGUCAGGUUACACAGCUGAGCUAUGAAUCUUUAAUACUAAGUUGAUUGGUGACUUUUUUUAGUCUAUUAUUGGACAUUAUUUUCAAGGAGGACAAAUAAUUUUGGCACCUUAUGUUGGAAUAGCUUCUUCAGUUACCUAAACACUGAAAUCUCAAGAUACCUGAAAUAAUAUAUAUAAUAUUGUUUUGGAGGGGAAGAAACAUCCCAAAAUAAGCUAUUUCUGUGCUGUUUUAUGAAUACUUGCGUAGUUGUGAAUAUUCUGAAGCAUCUUCCUAAUUAAAACUGCACUAAUGCUGCUUAACAGGUACUUUAUUUUUUCCUUGUUUUUUUUUUUUAGGAGGUUUGAAUGCUCAAUCCUAAUUUGCAAAAUCCACCAUGUUUCUUAACAAUUUUUGAUCAAGUCCAAUCAGCCUACUGACACCUGGGGAGACAGUAUGGUUUUCUUGAAUACACGUUGCGAUGAGCUCAUAAGAGAAUAUGGAGCAAGAAUCUCAAGCGCUGAUACCAGCUUUUGGGUACACAUGUACCUUCAGUGAAACAGAGCCAGCUGUGAGGAAUAGUAUCCAGUGGUUCUCUAUUUCCAGUAGUUGUUCUCUUCAACUUCUGUUUUGUGUGCUUGGAUUUGUGUGAGGUGGCAGCAGUCAGCAGCAAUGUGUUCCCCAUCAAGGAUCCUGAGAUGGGUUGAUGGUCAGAGCACAGUGUGGGAACCCUCACGGUCCUAGUGAAUAGUGUUCAGCACUGGGGACCCUUGCUGCCCUGUGGGCAUGGGGAUGUCUCUAAGCUGUCAAGGCAGUGUUCCAGACUGGCCUUGUGUCAAUUAGGUGACCAAAUUAAGUGGGUAUCUCAGCUCCUCACUGGAGCCACUGAAGCCCAGCUUUGGUAGCUAUUUAACUAGUCUGAAAGGAGUGAGAUUUGGGCUUUUGAGCCAUAGGGAUUUUUUUUGAAAAACACAGUAGCAGGGGGAGAAAAAGAAACCCCAAACCAUCUAAGAGCAGUGGUAUAGUAUUGUAUCAGUAUCAUGGGUUCAGGUAUACACAGGGUCAAUUUACAGGCUCGCUAGUACAGAGUGCAAGAUUAAUUGGCUUUGGUCAGCUUUUGCUUCACUAUCUGAAUAUCAUUAUCAGGAAUGUAAAUGAUUAUGCUACGCAGAAAAAUACCACAAUAGUCUCAGUGUCUCCUUUUAUACUCGUCUCUUUUUAAACAGAGCUUUAUCUAAAUGCAAAUCUGAUUUCAGCCUUCUGAUUAGGACAUUAUACAGUCAUCCAUUCCAGAAAAGCAUAAUUAGGGUAUUAUUUUAUUUCUGACUCAACAGUUCUUGGUUUAGAUAGUUUGUCUGUUGUACUGUGCAUAAAAUUUAAGUUAUCAGAAGGAAAUAUACGUUAUUAGUCACGAUUACAGACAGAUUUUGUGAGAUUGAGGUUUUUUUUUUUCUUGGCAGAUAAAAGUGGUAACAUUUAUGGGAUGUUUUUAGAACAAAGACAGUAGUGCAGAUUCUUACUGUACUUCAUUGUCCUUUGUGUGUGUAUGCAUAAUGGGCAAAUUACCUCGAGUUACGAUGCAAAUGGUCUAAUACAGUGUGGUGUACAAGCACAAAGUUAAAUAUUGGAAAGAGGUAAGUCUACACUAUUGCAUUAUGCUAAGGAACUGUAGAAAUUCAUUAGGUUAUUCUGAUUAAAUAGCUAUUCUGCCAAACAGCCAUUAGGUUUUCUGUAUCCUGUGGUAGACUUAGUGAAGUAUGAUAAGAAAGGUAACGGUUGCUUUUGGGAACUGACGUAGGAUUUUAGCAAAUUUGGGAAUUUUUGUAGGAAGAAUAAAGUUUUUUACUCAGUAGAAGAUAGCUAAUGUGAGUUGUGCUGUCAUUAUAGCAGUUCAGGGAAAUUGCUAUGAGGGAAAGUUUCUCCCUUCUGCUGUAAGCAUGGAGGCUUUCUCAAAUUAAAGUCUUUACAGUGGCUGGUGAUUGUGAAUUCAGCAAGCUGUACAGUGCCUUCUCAGCACUCUCUUCCUUCCAGCCCUGCUGGUGAUGUCAUCCAGCCCCAAGAAAAGCAAGAACAAAUCAGUUUUUCUCUGCUGUACUUCUACUGCUUUUGCUGCUGGUGGGUAUUAUGCAUCCUUCUUCCCAUCUUCGUUUUUAUGACCAUUAUAAGUUUAAAAGAAGAUUAAGAGAAUGUCAAGGGCAGGCAAGUCUUUUUAUAAUAAACAAUGAACAUGUUUUAAAGCUUUGUUUUGUGCUGGGAGAGGCCUGCUCUUACGACUCGUAAGUGAAAACUGCUGAUACUGAAGAAACACGAGACCCUUAACCUUCCCUGUCAUACCCUGCUGUUUAUGAGAACGUUUUCUGUCACUGUGGUUGAUCAUCUUAACCAGCACUGUAAAAAUCUAUGAAUGAGAUGCCCAGUGUGCCUAAAUAAAACCGAAACCUGCUCUGGAUUAAGUUCUUUUAUUAUAUUCCUGUUUUCAUGGCAGGUCACAGAUUCAGAAGCAUCCUACCUGAUUUAGGAUUGUAACUGCAGGAUGUGUAUUAUAACCCUUGUUUUGCUACUCCUGCGUUCAAUGGAGAGAAGAUUAGGGAGCAGUCAAGUCUGUGUAUUACCUGAGCCUCAUUUUGGAGUUUCUUUAUCGUUCUGCUGGUUGGAGGGGUGGCACAGGGAUCUCUUGCUGAGCUGCAAGAGUAUCAUUACCCUUUUUUCUCAAAUGCCAAAGUGGAAUGAAUCCAAACAACAACAACAAAAAAAGCGUGUGACUGAUGUUUGGCAUAGGUUUCAUUGUAAGGAGAGAAAAUCUUUUAGUGAAGAGAUUGGAAGUGAAUGAGAGAUGAACCUCAUUCUGGGGGUGUUCAGGUCAGUAUUUUAAGUUGAAUGUCUCAGUGCAAAUCCAUAAUUAGCACAUUCGAUGAGCUGGCAGAUUGAGUACUUGGGCUGGAACCAUUUUGAAAAGUCAGCUCUUAGUCUGUGUCUCUGAAUUUUUGUAACAUCUUUUUGCCCAGUAUUUAAGUCCUGUAGUGGGUGAGGGUAACUGACAUCUAUUAAACAAAUAUGAGUAAACAGAACUGGAAUCAAACAAGCAUAAUGAAAAGAUUACAGUAACAGUGAAGAACAAACUUAUUGUACUCAUGGUGGAAGAAUGGUUUUCUAAUUGUUCUCGAACCCUAGUGGAAGCCAUAUUUUGGCUGUGAAUAAUUCCCAAGAGGUAUUAUUGUGAAGUCUUACCUCCUCUCUCUUACUUUACUAAUAGAACACAUCAAAUAUUCAAAACCAGACACACCCUAGGAAGCUCAGAGUGCACUGAACAACUCAUCUGUUUCAGACAGAGAAAGAUGGGACUGUUCAGUGGUGGGUGAGGUUUUCCAACCUCUGUGACCUGCCAGUUCAGUUUUGUCUUCUCAACUCUGAGAGGAGGGAAUGACUGGCAGAAGGGAAAGCUUGGGAGGAUGGGAGCCAGAUAACUGAAGUUUUCAUGCCCACAAGACAUUGUGAUUUCACGCUUGGCUGUGGUGUGAAGUGUUUCAAAGUUAACUCCAGUCAACAUGUACUACAUCUACUCUGAGUUACCUGUAAAUAAAGAAACAAAACUUCCUGCACCUUGUGUGUGGAAUCUUUCCUUAUAUGUUAUACUAUUUGAGUCCUGAAGAUAUUUAUUUUAGAAUUCAGUAAUAAUAACCAAAUGAAAAUUAACCUGUUAAAUUUGAUCCACUUUUUGUUUCUGAUGUGUAUUAGGCUUCUGGCACUGUGUGCAAAACCACAGGACUACCAAUUGCCAUAUUUGAUAUCGGCAUUGCUCAUCUAUCCAUCUCGGGAUCUUUCCUUAUCUACUUUCUAAGAUCCCCUGAAUGUCAGUACUUUCCCAAGGGUUGUGUAAGGAAGUGACCAACCUAAAUUAGGUUUUAAUAGUUUUUACUUCAUCAGCUCAUGAGAUAGCACUUAAGUUACUCCCUUAAAACUCAUCUUUUUCUCUUGAGGUCUAGAAAAAGUUUUCCUUGUGAAGCGUCAUCAUAGCUUUUCUUAGGGACUUUUGUGGCAUCCCUCAUUAGCUGUGACCCUUUAUUUUCUAAGGAACUGCAGAAACUCUGUUACAAAACUUGCCUGUUGAUAGCAGCUAAGCAGCUGGCAAGCUAUAUUGUGUGCUGUAUUAGUCUGCACAAAAGCAUGUUCGGAUUGCUGUCACCUCCUCCCCAUUCCCAUCCCACCUGUUUGGCUCAUCUGCCUCAUCCUGUGACUUGUCAUUAGUCUGCCUUGUAAAUAGUUUGUGGCAGAAACUUUUUCAUGAGAUAUGUGUAUAGGUGUACACAGAAAGAGGAAGUACCUACUGUGAUUGAGCCUGAGCUCUUGGCUGAAGAUUAUGGGCACAGUUCUAAUGCAGAUAAUAAUGCUAAUAUUGCAAGGCUUUUUCUCACAAGUCUUCUGCAGACAAAGAGCUCUACAGCAGGAACAUCUUACAGGAUGUUGCAUUUUUGAAUCCAGCUACCUGUUGUUGAAUCACUAUAGUAUAAAUUUCACCCAGUCUUCAAACUCUUCCUGUGGCUUAAGCUUUAAAGAUACUGCUGUAAAUGAGCAGAGCUCUUGUUCCUAUUUAGAGAGAUGCUCAUUUGUACCUACUUGAUUCCACCACAGUCUGUUGUAUUUUACUGAAAAUAGAGAUCACAGUAGUAGAUAUCUCAUUAUGAUGGGCAUUUCAUAGAUACUCAGUGAAUGGCUUUUUGCCACCGUGAGAAGUGCUGGUGUCUGCAAGUGUUCAUAUUGCAGGUGCUUAGAAAGAUGACUUUUUAAAUGUUCCUGCGUUAUUGUCCUAGGGUAUUUAUUCUGUUGUGCUUCAAAAUUCUUGAGAGAGACUAAAUUCCACAGCAGAUGGGAACAAAUCUGUAUCAUGUUCAACAGAAAAUUUCUACUAUUCUAGUCACUUUUUACCCACUUAUAGAUUUUUUUUUUUAAUAUAAAUGUAAUUGUCUGUGCAUGGGGUUUUAUUUUAAGCUGACAAAUUCUGUCUUCGUGUAGUUAUAAUACAUCAUUCAAUUGGAGCAGUUUUUUGUUAUCGUCAGGAGCUCUGUCUACUUGGAAACUGAAAGGAUGUAAGGAACUCUAAGCUGAAAAGCUUGAUAAUGGCUCCACUUCCCAAUGCUGAAUUAGUUCGGAAUUCGUUGCAGUUAUAUCGUUAUUUGCUCCGCUGCUGUAAGCAGCUUCCUGAAGAGAAUAUUCGUCAGCAUUACAAACAUGCAAUCAGGCAGAGUUUCAAAGUUCAUGCUGAUGAAGAUGAUCCUGAUAGAAUACAGCAAAUUAUUAAGAGAGCCAUUGAGGAUGCUGACUGGGUCAUGAACAAAUAUAAAAAGCAGAAGUAGAAGGAUGAAAACAAGAAUGUCAUUGGUAAACAUCCUUAGAUGACAUCAGUCAAUUGCAUAUCCCCAGUGACCCUAAUUUCUAAACUCUCCAGAAAAGACUCCAUUCAGCUGAGUUCUGUGCACUCAAUGGCAUGAUCACUGAAAUAUGCAAUCUUGUACAGCUCAACAGAGAAUACACCAAGGAGCUGUAAGAUGCAUGUGUGCAGCUCCAAAUGUCUGAGGUGCCAGCUGAGAUCUGGGAGCAUCAGUCAAGAGCCUGCUGAUUUCAGUGUUCAGAGCACCUCUCUGACUGAUCAGAACUUUAUUGGUGAGUAGAAUGGUUAUUCCCCUACUACUAGCAUGACUGAAUUAGGAAGAUACUAACAUGGUCACAGCUGUUUUACAGUCAUUUAAGGAGCACAGUGUAAAGGUAAAUAGAAAUCCAAAUUCUGCACCCAAUAGAUGUAGUACAACCAGCAAAACCUUAUGCAGUUAUAUGCUGCUGAGUAUGGUAAUUUCUUAUUGAUUAAAUACUGAUUUUUUUAAGAGAGAUUUGUGAAUUGAGAAAUUUAAGGAAUGGAGAGCAAAUCCCUGCCCUGUAUAAUUUAUUCAUUAUCCUCAGCUACUUCAUAAGCAAAAAUGAAGGUUUUACAACUUACAUAAUACCAAGGAUUUAUAUACUAUGAAUGUCAGCAUAAGAAAUAACAUGAAUGAAAAUCCAGGACAAAACAGGAACAGAAAAUCCAAGAAAAGAAUCAUAAACUCAUCUAACAAAGGCACUUUGAUAAAAACAGAUUGUAUAACAAACUGAACCCUUUACCAACUGACUGUAUUGUGUCAUGUGUGAUUUUUUUUAAUUUACUACUUAACAAUUUUUUUCUUAUUUAUGUCUCAUAGAGGUCACAGAUCAUAAUGGUAUAACUUUGAUCUGUAGAAGUCUGUAACACUCUUAAGAACCCUAUGUUCAUAGAGAAUGCUUGUUAAAAGAAAUACUGAGAUAAACCUUGUCUUUAUGUAUUAGUCUACAAUUAUAGAAUUGCUUGGGUGAAAAAAGCUACCUACCAUAUGUGAGCUUUCGCUCAAUUCCUUAUCCACAGCUAUCAGACAUAGUAUGGGUGAGACGUGAGAGUAUGUCAUUAUGUACUUUGGAAAUCAUCUUAACUGAAAUGGUCACUCCACCAAAUUAAGACAUUCUUAACUCUGAGGAUUUCUUUCUUUUCAAUAAAAAGUGAGAGGAGGAAAUAACAUUGAAAUUUUCAUCUCGUGCUGGUUAUAGGGCUGUUUGGAAGUGCUUUGUCUUAAUGGGUAGUGUUGUAAAGGUGCAGAAAAUUCCCCUUUACAGUCCCUCCUGCCAAGUCUCAGAGGACUAAGCUAAAACUAGUCAUUGUAAACACAAGAUGAGGCAAGAACAGGCUAUAAGUAUUAUUUCUGUCACUCAGGAAUAUUUUUAGUCUUGUGAACAGCUCCGUUUGCUUUGAUGGCUGUCGUCCAAAUAGCCUUUAUUGCAAUGGUUAUAUGAAACAUUUGGACUAUGUUAAAUGUCUUUUAUAUCCUAUCCUUUUGUGAAUAGGGACAAAAAUUGUUACAGAUAAUAAGAGCACCUGCUAAUUGAUUUGUAACAUUCCUGUAAUGUUUUUAUUAGGACUGUUUAUUAUAUAUUAAACCCAAUGGCUUAGCCCAGUUCAUAAUUCAGUCUGUAACUUUUUAGAAUUGGACCUUACUGUAUAUCAGCACAGAUUCUUCCACACAUUUGUUUUUUUAAAGUGACUUUUCUAACUCAAAAGUUGGUGUUCUCCCUUCUGAAUUCAACUUCAAAUGUGGUCCUUCCUGUCAGUGUGUUCAUGAGUUGUGUGAAUAAGCAGUGCAUUUGUUUGCAUUCAAAAAAGAAACUAAAUAGCCCCAACCUGGAACUGUUAAAGAAGGUGGGGUGGGAAAAGCAGCACGGUCGGAGUACCCGCAUCUUUUGUGUUACAAUACCUGGUUCAGUUUGGGCCUCAGUACAAGAAAGAGGCUGCUAAGUGAGUGAAUUCAGUGGAGGAAUACUAAGAUGUUUAGGGACUGGGGGAUGUGCCUCAUGAGAAGAAGCUGAAGGGACUGGGCUUGUACCGCCUGGGGGAGAGAAGGCCCGGGGACUUGGUAGCAGCUUCUGGUACCUCUGGGGGAAUGGAGCCAUGCUCUUAACAGCAGUGUGUAGCAGCAGGAUGAAAAGCAAUGAGCAGAAACUGAGAAAAGAACAUUAGACUGGUUAUAAGGUACAGCUUCUUCCCUGAGAGGACAUGGUUGGACUAGCUGAUCUUAGUGUUCUUUUCCAACUGUAAUGAUUCUGUGACAGUCUAGCAGUGAAGUAGGUUGCAUGGCGAUAUUGUCCAGUCUUGUUCCUUGGAAGUUUUUGAGACCAGCCUGGACUGAGCCCUAAGCCUCCUUCUCUGACCUGGUUGUCAACCCUGCUUUGGGAAGGGUUUCUUCUUUUUGGAAGAGCUGCUGAGGUGCCUUUCAAGCUUAAUUUUCCUGUAACCCUACCUAAAUUCCUGUAGCUGUUAGGAAUCACAUGGAGGUUGUAUCACAGUCCAUGUAGAUUGGGGGAAAAAAAAAAUCAUUUCUGGUAAAUGUUAGUGUGUCAAACUAAACUUAUCCAAAGGAAUCUACAUGGUUUGAAAAAAGUGUACAUUACACUGCACAGGCAUUCUGUGAACAUGGGCUGUCAAAAUCUGAAAGCUGAGGCUGUACAUUGCUGAUCUCAGGUCCCUUUUCCAAAUUUGAAAUUUUCCCAAACGUUGCUUUGUUUCAGAAGGCUAAUCUGUGGACUUAGAGAUAGCACGAAACCACAGCUAGGGUGGAUACAAAACGUAGGUAAUUAAUGUGGUUGGGAGAAUGAGAUUUAGCUUUCUAGAUGUGGGAAAUGUUCCCGUGGUGUUUUCCUUCCUGGUCUACCCAUACUUUUAAUCUCUUAUCAAACAGAUAAGCAGGCAGAGACAGUAUCAACACAGAAAUAUUACACAGUUUUUGAGAAAAGUUUCCUGCUGGAAUUUUAGAAACCAAGUAGGGAGAGAGAAAAAUACCAGAGAUUGGGUAGAAGUAUGACUUGAUAGAAAGAUAUAGUGGUCCAACCUCCAUGAUAACAUAGAAUUAUAACCCUAAUGUUUUAUAGAAUGGCUAAAUCAACCUCCAAAACUAUAUCAUUCUCUAUUCAACUUCACAGUAGAUUUUUGAGUAGUUUCUGUGAAAGUGCACUGUUGUCAUUAUAUUUCUAGUGUAUUUCCAUGAGAAAUACUACAGCAGCUGACUGUGUUUUUUUGCUAUGAGAUAUAUAUAUAUAUAUAUAUAUGAAGUAUAUAUCUUAAUGAUAUUUUAAUGUAUUUGGAUAAAAAAGAGCACAGAAUUGCAGAAUGUAGUCAUGGUACGUAAAAGUAGCCCCUGUUAUUUCCUGGGCUGAAUUUUAGCUUGACUUCCAUUUUGUUUUAUGUAUUUUUAACAUUCUGAAGUGCUCGUUCUUAGUUUUGGCACAGGUGCUUACAGAUUUAAUUUGUGAAAAAUAGUACUCAAGUCUCUUAUAUUGUUUGACCUUGAUGAGAAGUUUUGUAUCCUUCCAAGAUCAGUCAGUGGUCUGUUACUUCAGACCAUGCUAUCACUACAUAAGAGCACAUUUGUUAUUCUGUAGCUCACUGUUAGUUCUUGAGGAAAAAAUACAUUUUUGCACGUGGUAGUUUUCAUGUCGCAUUUCUUUACAGCUAUGACAAACAUGAGUUGCAGUACCAGCGGCAAGAAACCUAGUUCUGUGCAUUUCCUCCAUCCACGUGCCAGCUUUCCUUUAUGUUCCCAAGAUUGAAGUGUUCAAUAGGCUAAAUAUAAUGGAAUUAUGUCAUGGAAUGUAGGGCACAGAGCCCUGCAGACAGCCGCACACGGUCUACCAGUCCACUGCUAGGUGCUGUUUCACUUUUUUACUUUAAAUCUGCUAGUAACUGGCCUCUACUGCUGCAAUUCUGAGUCAGACAGUAUUUUUUGGAAGAUGCGUCAGCUUGAGACAACGUGCACUCAGGCACAGAGAAAUGUGAUUAUUGGUUGCCUGAUUGCUUUUGCCCUCCUUUACUUCCUUGUUACUUAUGUCCACACCCAGGAAUUUUUUGCAAAAAUGGCCAGUUAAGGGAUUUUAUGAUAUUACUGCAUUUCUGAACGUGGCCUGUCUCUUACAAUUUGUAGGCAGGAAGGGAUGGGUUUACUGGCAUAGUUUUUCUAGCUUUCAUUUUCACUCUGAUGUUAACAUUAUGAAAUUUUCCACUUUGCCCCAUCAUUGUUUGCCUAGACUGGGAGGUGGCAAAUGAAACCUUACACUUUUAACCCUAAAACUGCUUUUUAAUACACCUUAAAUGUGCAUAAAGUAAGAAGUGUCUAAACAGUAGAUUUGGGAUCCUGCUUGUGUGAAGUGUCUAGACCUGAGUCUGUGAUUCCAGUUUUAAUAGAAAGUUCUUAUCCUCACUUUAUAAUGUACAUUUCAAAAUAACAAAGAAGCUAGUGAAAAAGAUGCUACAGCUAAUGGUGAAUAUGUUAACAUUCUUUGAAAUCGUGGAUGGUCCUUAACGAUACAGUGAGCAAACAAAUUACUAAACGGAAGAAAUGGUUUUGCUGUGUUUCAAAUUUUGAGGGUGUAUUCAAGCCACAUGAAUUCUGUCUGGGAAAUGAAAAUGCAAACAGGUGGAACAGAAGAUGAUUGUCAUGCUUGGGAGCACCUUUUGAGCAAUAGCGUUACUGAUUGUGUGUUUCUUUGUCAGAAGCUAGUGCUGCAAGGAAGCUCCCAAUGAAAACAGUGCAUCUAUUGAGACUGCAAAGCACGGAGGCAGAAAAGAAUUGGUGAGGAGCUCUGUUGCAUAGAUCUUCAUGUUAAGACUGUCUGAAAAUUGGCUGCUGUGGACCUUUUUUUUUUUUUUUGUGGUUGAGGGUGAGAUGUCAUAAAGAAUGUGUUUUAAGAAUGGCUCUUACAUUUUUUCACCUUCUAAAUUAAAUGCAGCAAAUCAAUCAGUUUGAAGUCUUAUAUUUUGAUAAAAAAUAAGCUCUUCUUCCAUGUCUCCACUAGGCAGUUGAAGAAGAGUGUGAGGAAGUAGAAAUUUCUAGCCCAUGUUAUUUUGUAAUUCUCUGUGUGGGACAUACACUUGUCGCUGUUUCCGUUUCUAUCCUGUAGUGAAAAGAUUCUUUCACCAUAUUUUACCCAGAAGAGCUUUAAGGCCAAUGACACUUUAGCAUACCCAAGUGAGAUUAGCGAGCAGUGAGAAAUAAGACCAAUAGAAAAGAUGGGACUCCUGUAACUUUUGAGGAGUUUUCAUCAUACAGCUCUCGGUUGUGUCACAGGCUUUCUCUUCAAUUUCUGGUACAUUUGGUAUGUAGUGUGGGAGAUUGGGAAGAGGUUUUAUUUCUUUAUUUAUUGACAAUAAACAUUUUUGAAUCAGAAGCCUGAAAUUGCUAGCAAGUGGACUUGUAGACACUUUCCCAGGGUGAUCUGACACCCAGUCAGUGGCACAAAUCCUCACCAUUGUUGUUUACAUAUUUAUUUACCUCUGAGCUUACAAAGGAAUAAGCGCUUUCUUGUGGCUCAGUGUCAGGCUGUACCACGCAUGGGAUACUGCACAUAGAGAAUCUGCUUCUCUUCGGAGAUUUUUUUUAAGCAUGUAACACAUAGUGAGGUGUUGCCAGGGAAUUGAUGCCUUUUGUGUAGUGAAGUGACAGCAAACUGGAAAGCAUGAAUAGCUAACGAAGAAAAAGGAACUUUAGCCUAGAAAAGAAACAGGAAUUGAAUUGUUGAAAUGUUCUUAAUGAGUCAAAUGAUUUAAAUCAUUUUACCACAAAGGAACAUAAUGAGCGUUUUACUCAAGAGCAUGAGUCCAUUUCCAUAGUGCAAAUAGUAUUUCAUGAUCUGACUCUCUUUUAACUGAUCACCUUAAUCUUUGGUAUCUCAUCUCAAGUAAUUAGGCAGGGUUCUUUUGCUGUGAGUUUUGCUCCUUGCACUGACUUGCACUUUUCUGGUGGUUCAAAAAUACCUUGGUUACAGCUGAUCCUGCCAACAGGGUAGUCUAGAUGGACUAGAUGAUCUUAAAGUUUCCAUCCAACCCAAACCUUUCUAUGAUUCUGUAGGUGGAACAUUUAAAGUCUUAGAUCUUCUGACAUGACAAGUGUUCAGAGAUGGCUGCAGUGUUACAUUUCUAGUUUGUGAUGUUGUAUGGAAUGUUUCUGAAAGAUCAGCCUGGGGAUGUCUCAAGUAGAUUAGAUAGGCAAGAGAAAUUAGAAGAAAAUUUCUAGUGAUUUAGGAACAGUUAGAACAAUGGAAAAUCAUGUCUCUUGGGAUACAUGAAGUUAAUAAAAUAAGCUCAUUAUCAUCAGCUUUGCCUGAGUGUAGUAAACCUUUUAGGACUUACGUUUGUCUGAUUUCUGAGGAGCAACCAUAUAAAUAUAUGCUUGUUACAAAUAAGCUUGUUACUUAAAUGUUUUUAAGAAUACAGCUUCUUGAGUUGAUAUUGCAGUCAAAAUAUGUGACUUGAUUUUGAAUGAAAUUGCAGAAAGUCUGUUGUUGAAGCUACAGACCACAGUUUUGUUUCUGUUUGCAGAAACAAGACAAAAUUUGACUCAAAAUUACUGCGUGCUUAGAAUGCUAUUGAAUAGGUCAAACAUUCUGCUCUGAAAGGGCACCUCUUUCAUCAAAGUUAAUACAAGAAGAGCAAGUACUUCUUGCAUUUUGUUAUGGUAGAGGCAGAAGUGGCAAUAAAACAAAAUCUGUGAAAUUGGUUUUCUGAUGAAGGAACAUUGCAGACACCAUGGAAUGUUUGUGGAAGGAGGGCACUGUGAGCUUGUUUUGCUAAUCUCUGGCUCCACCUAAGAAAUGUGUGGUGAGAUUGUUGUUGUUGAUUUUGUUGAGUAAAAGGUCCUGUUUGAAAAACUGGUGAAUAAACAGUUCCCUGAAUGGCUAUAUGUACUGCCAGUCCUAUAAACAGUGCUCAUGAGGAAAGAUGUUUCUCCUCUUCUGGUAAUUCUAAAUGUGACUUUUCUUUCCAAAUCCCUACGUAGCCUUUCUUUGUUUUCAGCAGUCUCCAAUCAAGGAGAAGUAGGGAGGGUGUAUAAUAAAAUCUUAAAAAUUGAAUUCAUUUAAAUAUCUACUAAGGUGCAUCCUUUUUUCAGUACUAUGUUAAGAUUCUCUAUGCUCUGUAGAAAAGAGGUAAGAUUUAAUAAAAAAUGAAAGAAUCCAAGCAAUUUUUUAAAUCCUGACAAAACAGCAAAUGCUAAGAUUAGUGUAACCUUGUUUUUUCAUUUCUGAACUUUUCUUACAUUUAGGACACUUUCAAUUUGACCAUUGAGAGACACGUUUAUUAAAAAAAAAAGUGAACAUUCAUGAGCAGUGAAGGCAAAGAACACAAGCAUGAUACAGUCAAGCAGAUGAAUGAUCAAACUAUAGAAAACUCAGGUCUCUGUUUCAAGAGAUUAUUCUUUUGCAGCCCUGAAUGUCUUACAAAUACAGGUGUAUUCAUGCAUGAACCCGUGUACAUGUAACCUCAUCUGUGAGUGCCUUACACAAGCACUUAAUAUUCACUUCUAAAUAGCAAACUGAGACAGAGAGAAAAAAAAUACCUUGCCCAAGCUUGCCCAGUAGAAAAGUGGCAGAUGAAAAGACAAACUGUUUCCUUGUUUCUUGUAUAGCCUUGUGCCGGAUUUUUGCACACACUUGAUCAGUACUUGUAAAUCUUUCCAUCAUUAUCAUUGUUAUUUGAAAACAUCUAAAAAGUUGUAUAACAUAGUGUUAUUCAGUUAUACAUAAUACUCAUGAAGAAACAACUCAGGAUAAAGUCCUUGAGACUUUGGUACUGACAUACCACAGCGUUUCUGAGCCAGCAGCUCCCUAACAGCACUAUGUUCUGUAUGCCAUUGUCAGCUCCCAGUUUGUGCCUUUUAGAACUCAAGAGGAAACCUAGCUUUGUACUGUAUUUAUAUCCACAUUUUGUCUAAAAUCAGCUCAGUAGUUCCACCUUCAUCAUCUGUCUGUCCUGGUGUUUACGUAUACAACAUUAUGUGAAUAGUUUAUACGUUCAGGGAGUUGCAGUUUCCUUCCAAGUUAACAUGUUGGUAGAGCACAAAAGGGCAAACCUCACAGGCAGCGAUGACUGCAAUAUGGAGACUUGUAGAGGAAAGAAUUCUACAAAUGCUCUAUUGAGAAAAGUGCAUUAAAAUUAUACUAAAAAUAAGGAAACAAUAUAUUGCCAAGCAUUAAGACAGGUUAGAAUACCUGUCUUAAGUUAUAAGUGUUCAUUUAAAUGCUUUACUGGUCAAUUUCCUGAAGGUCUGUGAUUCUGUAAAAUUACUCUAAAUUCUUUAUGGAAGUCGCAGGCUUAGUCCUACAGCCCCUAGCUGAACAUAUAGGAGAGCAGCCACCCAGGGUACAAUCAACGUGAGUUCCUCCAGGGUAUAUUUUUUCCAUUUUAACGUUGCCUGCAGAGUUCACUAAGAAGAGUGAGCACAGUUUCCUGUGUUAUACUGCAUGUACGAUAGAGAACUGUAGGAGUCAGAAUUGCAGCAUGCUGUGCGUGAGGAAAGGGGUACUUGUAAGACAGCAAUUAGUCACAGCUCUGUCACUAAAUAUUAUGUAAGGCAGUGG